UCUCCUCCCCCCCCCCCCCGCAGCGACCGCCACUGCGUUCUUCCUUCUCCCGCAAGCUCUCUCUCUUUCUCUCUCUCUCUCUCCAUCGCCAUCGGGAUCUCAAAGGAGCGAGCUCUCUCGCAGCUGUUCCAGCUCCUUGCUUCCUCCUCUCGCCUUGGCAUCUUCCCUCCCCCUCCUUCCUCAGAUCUCGCGGCGCCGCGUCUCCGUCGAUCCUCCGCAAUCGCGUCGUCCUUUUACUCUGGAGUACCGUGCGGGGCACUGGUGUGAGCUUUCGGUUUCGGCUCUCGAACUCCCCCUUACCCCGCUCAAUUGGGGGGGGCCGCGCGCGCGCGUGUCUUGGCGACGGAGGAUGCGAUGUCGUCGGUGAGGAGAAGAGAGUGACGAUGGGUCGCGCUUGCAUGGAUCUCGGGGCAUGGGACUGCUAGGGUCGCGGGGCGUGUCGGUGGGAUUUCCGUGGGGGGCUUCGGUGGGCGUUGUUCGGGCAUGGACUCGUACAAGGGGAUGUCUUCGGACAACAUCAAGGGGCUGGUGUUGGCCCUGUCGUCCAGCUUCUUCAUCGGCGCCAGCUUCAUCGUCAAGAAGAAGGGCUUGAAGAAAGCCGGGGCUUCGGGCGUUAGGGCAGGUGUUGGAGGUUAUUCUUAUCUGUAUGAGCCUCUUUGGUGGGUCGGCAUGAUUACAAUGGUUGUGGGAGAAAUUGCGAAUUUUGCAGCUUAUGCAUUUGCGCCGGCAAUCUUGGUUACUCCUCUUGGUGCACUGAGUAUUAUAAUUAGUGCUGCACUUGCACAUAUUAUAUUAAGAGAAAAGCUACAUAUCUUUGGGGUUCUUGGUUGUAUACUAUGCGUUGUUGGAUCAACAACGAUUGUACUUCAUGCUCCUCCAGAGCGGGAAAUUGAGUCUGUCAAGGAAGUGUGGGAUCUUGCUACAGAGCCAGCCUUUCUACUGUAUGCGGCUUUGGUAAUAGCAGCAGUCUUCACGCUCGUUGUCCAUUUUGUACCGCAGUAUGGACAAACACAUGUGAUGGUCUAUAUUGGUGUGUGUUCACUUGUGGGGUCGCUAUCAGUCAUGAGCGUUAAAGCACUUGGAAUAGCUUUGAAGUUAACAUUCUCAGGGAUGAAUCAGUUAAUAUAUCCUCAAACAUGGGCCUUCAUCAUGGUUGUGGGUACCUGUGUGAUCACUCAAAUGAACUAUCUGAACAAGGCUCUUGAUACAUUCAAUACUGCUGUUGUAUCACCAAUAUACUAUGUGAUGUUUACGUCACUAACUAUUUUGGCUAGCGUAAUUAUGUUUAAGGACUGGGACCGGCAAAAUCCAACUCAGAUAGUGACUGAGAUGUGUGGUUUUGUGACAAUCCUUGGUGGUACAUUUCUUCUCCACAGAACAAAGGACAUGGUGGAUGGCUCACCAUCUUUAUCCUCACGGCAUUCUAAGCUCUCGGAAGAGGAUAAUUUUGACCUAGAAGGUAUUCCACUACGCUCAGCUGAGUCCUUAAGAUCCUCAUAGAUGCUAUCUGUUUCCCCUGUAGUUGAACACGUUUUGCGUAAGAAUAUUAGGCCGCGUCACAUUUUUGGAUGAUCCUCCAUUUGAUCCCAAUGAUGGCCUAGAAAGAAGAAAUUCUUUGUCAAGGGUCCAGUCAAUACGAUGAAGUUUCGCAUGGCAGCAGUCAUGAUCCUCAAAAAGCUUCCACAUGAUGCUGUUCCUGGAACGUCUUUCGCAUUGUAAUAGGAAGUACAGAGUUCUUGUAUACUUGUAUUUCCAGCUCAAAUUUGCAGAGAAAAUGGAAUUGUCUUGAUUGGAAUUUAUCAACUAGAAAUUUCUUUGGGUCGGACUGUCAGAUGACAGGAGUACUGUCUAUAUUGAUGAGCCUUUUUGAGGAAA
Syzygium oleosum is the source of this 1875-nucleotide messenger RNA. RefSeq names its product probable magnesium transporter NIPA3. Gene Ontology annotation, biological process: magnesium ion transport. Gene Ontology annotation, cellular component: membrane. The coding region runs from base 484 to 1500 and encodes 338 amino acids. Lineage: Eukaryota; Viridiplantae; Streptophyta; Magnoliopsida; Myrtales; Myrtaceae. The transcript has 9 exons. The record is from RefSeq and is a predicted model, not a curated record. Gene Ontology annotation, molecular function: magnesium ion transmembrane transporter activity.